Capsicum annuum is the source of this 510-nucleotide messenger RNA. Its product is annotated as actin-depolymerizing factor-like. Lineage: Eukaryota; Viridiplantae; Streptophyta; Magnoliopsida; Solanales; Solanaceae. Gene Ontology annotation, cellular component: actin cytoskeleton; cytoplasm. Gene Ontology annotation, molecular function: actin filament binding. The transcript is spliced from 5 exons. Gene Ontology annotation, biological process: actin filament depolymerization. The record is from RefSeq and is a predicted model, not a curated record. Bases 1 to 510 code for a protein of 169 amino acids.
AUGAAGAAAUUGCGGCAAAAGCAUGCUAAGAAGGACAAGAAAAAAGAAAGUGGUUCUAAGAAAAGAGAAUCUAAUAGUUUUGCAACUAAAGCUUCCGCCAAGAGAAGAAAAUUUUUUGAAGUAAUUUCCAGAGAUGCGCUUCCUAAGGUAAUAGCAUAUUCAGAUCUAUAUGUAGUGUUCAAGAUUGAUGGUCAGCAAGUUGCGGUUGAGAAGGUUGGCGGAAAUCAAGAGACACAUGAAGAUCUUGCUAACAUCUUGCCUCCCAAUGAAUGCCGAUAUGCUAUUUUUGAAUACGAUUUCACUACUAAUGAAAAUGUCCAGAAGAGCAAGAUCUUCUUCAUUGCUUGGUCACCAGAAACAGCAAGGGUAAGAAGUAAGAUGUUGCAUUCAAGCUCCAAAGACAGAUUCAUGAGGGAAUUCAAUGGUGUGCAGGUUGAAUUGCAGGCUAUUGAUCCGACUCCUGUAGAGUUGAAAGAGUUAAAAGAACAAAGAGUUUGUUGUGUAUUGUGA